AUGUAGGUACACGAAUUUAAAGUGGAAAUGACUUGCGAAGGUUGUUCCAAUCAAGUCAAAAAAGUUCUUGGGAAAUUAGGCGAUAAAAUUCAAAAUGUUGAUAUUGACUUAGAUAAGAAAAUUGUUCAUGUAACAUCGGAUAUAUCAGGUGAUGAACUUUUAGAAGUAAUCAAGAAGACUGGAAAAGAAACAAGCUAUGUAGGAGAAGCAAAGUAAAAUACUUUUAUCGAAAAAAUGAUAAGAUAUUAUUUUUCUUUAAAAAUCAAACCAGAUAUUUUUGCUUUUAUUUGAAUUUAUUUACAUUAUAUAAUUUAAUUAUUUUUGUGCAAUUUAUUGUAUUUUAAAAAUUAAAGGCACUGAAUUAUCGUUAUUAAGUAAACAAUUAAUAUAUUAAUUGCAUAUUUGCAUGUAAAAAGU
Messenger RNA from Condylostylus longicornis, 417 nucleotides. RefSeq names its product copper transport protein ATOX1 (gene Atox1). Lineage: Eukaryota; Metazoa; Arthropoda; Insecta; Diptera; Dolichopodidae. Gene Ontology annotation, cellular component: cytosol. The transcript is spliced from 2 exons. Gene Ontology annotation, biological process: copper ion transport. Gene Ontology annotation, molecular function: metal ion binding; copper chaperone activity. The record is from RefSeq and is a predicted model, not a curated record.